Messenger RNA from Scophthalmus maximus (turbot), 1041 nucleotides. It is a transcript of the gene park7, whose product is annotated as parkinson protein 7. The transcript is spliced from 6 exons. Gene Ontology annotation, biological process: protein deglycation, glyoxal removal; guanine deglycation, glyoxal removal. Gene Ontology annotation, cellular component: nucleus; cytosol. Gene Ontology annotation, molecular function: protein deglycase activity. The record is from RefSeq and is a predicted model, not a curated record. Bases 130 to 696 code for a protein of 188 amino acids. Lineage: Eukaryota; Metazoa; Chordata; Actinopteri; Pleuronectiformes; Scophthalmidae.
CCGUAAUGCCCGCACGUAACUCCAAACAACGUGUGGUCUAGUUUGACAGUGUUGUGGAAGUGGAGCCUGGGGUCGACUGCAGUAAGUCGUCGUGUCUGCACCUGGUAGUGGCAUAACUGCAGUCUCGCCAUGGGGAAGACGGCCUUAGUGAUCCUGUCGAAAGGAGCAGAGGAGAUGGAGACUGUUAUUCCCGUGGACAUCAUGCGCAGAGCCGGGAUUUCAGUUACGGUUGCGGGACUGACCAGCAAAGAGCCAGUUCAGUGCAGCAGAAACGUGGUCAUCUGUCCUGAUGCCAGCCUGGAGGACGCCCGCAAAAAGGGCCCUUAUGAUGUGGUGCUUCUGCCUGGAGGUAUGCCAGGGGCCCAGAAUCUGGCAGAGUCUCCUGCUGUGAAGGAGGUGUUGCAGGAACAAGAUGGCAGGAAAGGCCUGAUAGCAGCCAUCUGUGCAGGUCCCACUGCACUGCUGGCACAUGGCAUUGGCUUCGGCAGCACAGUCACUACACAUCCUGGCAUGAAGGAGAAGAUGAUGGCUGGAGACCACUAUAAAUAUUCAGAGGCUCGAGUACAGAAGGACGGCCAUUACAUCACCAGCCGUGGACCAGGAACCAGCUUCGAGUUUGCCCUGACAAUCGUAGAGGAACUUAUGGGCGCCGAGGCGGCAGCUCAAGUCAGGGCUCCUCUCAUUAUGAAAGACUGAGUGUUGCUGUGUUCACUUUACAUCCUGCAGGUAGCACUGCCUGUUAUACCAGCUUGCUCACUACUGAGACAGCAAAUCCAGCGUAGCUGGUGCAAAGUCACUAGUGACAAAUCCCUCUCCCCCGGGGAUCAUAAGGGGUAUAUCUGUUCUGACAGAAUACUGUAUUUCUUAGUCUGCAAGGAAAAGGUGCCCUCGUGAAGUUAACACUGAAACACAAUAUAAAUAAAAACUGGACAUGGUUUCCAAAUGUAAUUUUGUUUGAUUGUACUGUAGUCUUUGCACAAAUUGCUUGCUCAUUAUCCUGACUGCUUUAUUGUUUCACUUGCCAUUAAAACCUGGAUGUGA